AUUAAAAUUAUAAUUGUAACUUUGGUAAUUGUAAAUUUGGUAGAUAAUUAAAAAUGAAAUUUUAAUUUAUAUAGAUUUGUUUAGACAGAAUGUGACUAUUGAUAAUUUUCCGGAAAAAAUUCAAAGGGAAGUUCAAAGAUCUUGGCAUCAAAAAUAUGAUGCAUUGCUAAAUUUAAAUGAACAAUCAAGAAAACAAAUUCAUGCUAAAAAUGCAAUCAUCAAAGAAAAAGAUUAUCAGAUGGAAAUACGAAAAAGUGAUUCACCAGACAACAGCAGCAACCAGUUGUUAAAUUAUUUCAAAAAUAAAUCAUUAACAUGUAAUUCAUCAAAAAAUAAUUUCAAUAAUUUGUUUUAUAAAAAUAAUUACACCUCAGAAAAUGCUGCGAAGCUUGGAAUCGUUAUUGUUUUAUUGAUCUUUUGGAUUUUAAUUAUAAAAAUUUUAUCAUUAAAGAAUAAAAAUUAUUUCAAAUUUUUCAAGCUAAAUUUAAAAAACAUAUUAAUAACAAUAUUUAAUAUAUUUAUUUGGUUAACACUCGGACCUCCGUUUGUAAUAUUUUUAUUAAAUUUAUUGAUCUAUCGAAAAAUAAUAAAUAUUUUAUUAAAAAUUAAUUUGGGUGAUAAAUAUCGUGGACUACUUGAUGGAAGUGAUUUCAUUUGGUCAAUUGAAGAUGCAACUGCAUUGUCAGUAAUAAAUGUACUAUGUUUUUUAGAACUUGAUUAUAUAAAUGACGAGUAUAAUAUUAUAAAUAAUAUAAAAUUAUUAUUAAAAAAACGUUUAUUAUCGUCGAGAAAAUAUGAUAAAUUAUUUUAUCAAAGAAUAAAGAAAUAUGGAUAUUAUUAUUGGAGGAAAUAUCAUAUAAAUAUUGAUGAUCAUGUUAAAUUUCUUGAUGAUAAUCAUGAUGAUAAUUGUGAUGGUAGCUGUGAUGAUAUUAAUGGUGAAUAUUUACGUAAUAUUAUUAAUGAUAAAUGUAAUAAUCAAUUGCCAAUUGAUAAUACAACAAAUUGGGAAAUUUAUGUUGGUAAUACAAAAUGUUGCAAAUUAAUUGACAAUAAAAAUUUUCAUGAUAAAAUUAAUAUACCAUUGUUAUUUCGUAUUCAUCAUAGUGUUGGUGAUGGAGUUGCUCUUUUGAGACUUCUCAUUGAAGCCAUAUCAGAUGCAAAUAACACAAUAAAAUAUGAUGAAUAUUUUUUUAAUUAUGAAAAAAUAUUAUCAUCAAAAAUACAUUCAAAUAUUAUUUAUUAUUCAAAUAAUUUAUUAACAACAACAAUGCCAUUUUCACCAACAUUUACUGAAAUUAUAUUUAUCAUUAAAUUUAUAUCAAAAAUUAUUGCUGAAUUUAUUGCUAAAAUUUUAAUCAGCCAAGAUAUUAUAUUUGAUAAAAUUCAAAAUAUUUUAAAAUAUUUUUUUAUCAUUAUUUCAAUUCCAAGCUGUGUGAUUAAUCAAACAUUGAAAAAUCAAAAUAAUAAAAAGUAUAAAUUAAGUGGAGAAAAAUUAAUAUCAUGCUGGAUGGAAAAUCAAGAUGAUAAUCUUAUUUUAAAAAUUCGAGAUAUUAAAAAUAUUAGUGGGACUAAAUUUAGCGAUGUUAUUAUCACUGCAAUAACAUCAAAUAUUCAUAAAUAUUUUUAUCAGGCUGGAGAAAUUGUUUCGAAAAAAUUGACAAUUGUUGUUCCAUUACCAAUGUCACAAACAAGUAAACAAUUAAAUUUAAAUAAUAAUUUUAGUGUUGGUAUAAUGCCCUUGUGCAUAUCUUCAAUAAAUAAAAAUAUGGAGUCAUUCAAUUUGGAGCUAUUACUAAGAAGAUUAAAAGACGUUUCCGAGUCAUCAAAAAAUUUGAAAAACAAUUUCGAUUAUAUUAUAAAUUACUGGAUUUUAAAAUGGCUAAUAACUUUGCUUCCAGAAUAUUUAUUACGUAUUUUUAUUCAAAGUAAAAGCUCCAUGAUAUUCAGUAAUUUACCAGGACCAAUUGACGAGAUUACUAUCAUGGGAAAACGUCUAAAAAAAAUUGCAUUUCUAGUACCAAACAGGGGAUAUACUGGAAUUGGAUUUUCCUGUUUAACAUAUAAUGGAAAUUUAAAUCUUUCGGUGAUUGUCGACAAGGCAAUUAUUUCUAACAAUAAAAUACUCGAUGAAAUUAUUAGAGGAUCUAUCAAUGACAUCAAAAAACUUCACGAGUAUUACAGUAUUUAAUUUGAUAAUUAAAAAAAUUAAAUAAAUGUGUUGUUAAGACUGAAACACCCACGGACAAAAGUAAUACGGAGUGAAAAAAAAAAACAAGACACAAUUUAUUAUUAAAUAAAAAUAUUUUUAUAAUUUAUAUUAAUUUAUUUAGUUAAAAAAAAAAUUUAUUUACGAUUAUUUCGGGUAAAUAAAAGAGGCCAAAAAACAAUAUCAAAAAGUGUUGUAAAAAAUGAAUGAAUUAAAUGUGGUUCUUUGGGUUUAAUUUUUGAUGUUGAUGAAUUAUUUAUUUUCAUUUCUUUGGCUUUAUUAUUAUAUGAAGAAUCAAAGUUAUCACUUGAUGCUGACAAUUCAUCAUCAGUACUUGACGUAAACAUUCUACGACUUUUGAAUGUUCUCAAUGAGCUAUUAUUGUUUCUUUUUAAAUAAAAAAAUAUAUAAAUAAAAUGUCAAUGAUUUAAUUGUAAAAAUGAAAAUACUUACGUUGGCCAACUGGGACACUUGGUCAUUUUUCUAGAUGAUUUUUGUAAUGGAGAAUUUUUAUUUUCCCAUAAAUGAGAACAAGAUGAUACCUUUGAACCUGGAAUAACUGACAAAGAUGUUGCACUUUGUUCUGUUGGUAAAUUUAAUUUAACAUCAUGAUUUUUAAUGUAAUUAUUAUCAUGAUUUGUUUGAAGAUUAACAUCUACUUGUUUACUAUUUAUAUUUGUUGCAACUGUCUGGGUUUUAACAAUUGGACGUUUUAUAUUUUUUAUAUUUUUGUUGUUAAAUUUUGUCAUCUAAAAAAAAUAUACUAUUAAUAAUAAAAAUAAGGAUUCAA
This is a messenger RNA of Aphidius gifuensis, 2996 nucleotides long. Its product is annotated as wax ester synthase/diacylglycerol acyltransferase 4-like. Gene Ontology annotation, molecular function: long-chain-alcohol O-fatty-acyltransferase activity; diacylglycerol O-acyltransferase activity. The transcript has 8 exons. The record is from RefSeq and is a predicted model, not a curated record. The coding region runs from base 239 to 2188 and encodes 649 amino acids. Gene Ontology annotation, biological process: triglyceride biosynthetic process. Gene Ontology annotation, cellular component: plasma membrane. NCBI's taxonomy places the organism in Eukaryota, Metazoa, Arthropoda, Insecta, Hymenoptera, Braconidae.